This is a messenger RNA of Triticum aestivum (bread wheat), 1828 nucleotides long. RefSeq names its product phosphoglucan phosphatase DSP4, amyloplastic. The transcript has 15 exons. Gene Ontology annotation, biological process: starch catabolic process; protein dephosphorylation. Bases 278 to 1387 code for a protein of 369 amino acids. Gene Ontology annotation, molecular function: carbohydrate phosphatase activity; starch binding. NCBI's taxonomy places the organism in Eukaryota, Viridiplantae, Streptophyta, Magnoliopsida, Poales, Poaceae. Gene Ontology annotation, cellular component: chloroplast. The record is from RefSeq and is a predicted model, not a curated record.
UAGCCACGGGCCACCGCGGUCCCUCUCCUCCUCAUCCCGCAGAGUCUCCGUGGACCAAGCCUAUAAACCACGCGCGCACUCCACCCCCACACAGCCCGGCCACUGUCACGAGGGAGGGUCGAUACGCCGCGUCCACGCAGGCGAGCCAGCGAGCAGAGCAGAGCCAGCGCCCGUGCUGCUCCUCCUCCCGUCCCCUUCUUCCCCCUCCUCCGCCGCGAGAUAUUUCUCCUCUCCCGUCCGCUCCGCCGUCGCCGUCGCCGUCGCCGUCGCCGUCGCCAUGAACUGCCUCCAGCACCUGCUCAAGGAGCCUCCGAUCUUAGCGGGAUCCAGAUCGAUGAGGCGGCCCUCGCCGCUCAACCUCGCCAUGGUUCGCGGAGGGAGUCGCCGCUCCAACACCGUCAAGACCGCAUCCGGGACAUCCACUUCCAGCGCGGAGAACAGCGCGUUGGAGCCCGGCGCGGAGAAGUCCGAUGCGUAUAGCACCAACAUGACACAAGCCAUGGGAGCAGUGUUGACGUACAGGCAUGAGCUUGGAAUGAAUUACAAUUUUAUAUGCCCAGACUUGAUUGUAGGCUCCUGCUUACAGACCCCAAGUGAUGUUGAUAAGCUUCGGGAGAUUGGUGUAAAAACUGUAUUCUGCUUGCAGCAAGAUCCAGACCUUGAAUAUUUUGGAGUUGACAUCCAUGCCAUUCAAGACUAUUGUCUAGAAUGCAAAGACAUUGAGCACUGCCGUGAAGAAGUUAGGGAUUUCGAUGCUUUUGAUUUGCGACUGAGGCUUCCUGCUGUGAUUAGCAAAUUGUACAAGCUUGCCAGCCAUAAUGGUGGAAUAACAUAUAUACAUUGUACUGCUGGACUUGGAAGAGCUCCUGCUGUUGCACUGGCAUAUAUGUUCUGGAUUCUUGGUUACAAUCUUAACGAAGGACAUCAACUACUACAGAGUAAAAGGCCUAGCUUUCCGAAGUUGGAAGCCAUCAAAUUGGCAACAGCUGACAUUCUCACGGGCUUGUCAAAAAACUGCAUCACUUUGAAGUGGAAAAAUGGCAGUUGUUCUUCUGUUGAAAUUUCUGGGCUUGACAUUGGGUGGGGACAGAAAAUUCCCCUGGCAUAUGAUGAGGAGAAAAAAGCAUGGUUUCUUGAGAGAGAGUUACCUGAAGGACGGUAUGAGUACAAAUAUGUAGUGGAUGGCAACUGGGUGUGCAACGAACAUGAGAUGAAGACCAAGCCCAAUGCCGACGGCCAUGUGAAUAACUACAUCCAAGUUGCCAGGGACGGCACGAGCGAUGAAGAGAAGGCAAUGAGGGAGCGAUUGACUGGCCCAGACCCUGAUCUAACAAAAGAGGAAAGGCUGAUGAUUAAAGAGUACCUGGAACAGUACACUGAGCAAUAAGAGAACUUCCCUUGCUGGAAAUGCCAGGGGUGCGACCGGCUGGAGAUGCAGCUGGGAAACACCUACUGAUGAAAUGGAACUAGAGUUCGCAUCUUCGAAGCGCUGCUGUGCUCAGAUCGAGUAGCAAGUAGCUCUUAACUGGAAAUAGUUUGGCUCGAGUUCUAAUCACUAUUAGCAGUUUUCCUCAUCUUCUCUUCUGUAAACACACGCGUGCUCCAUGAAACGAGCAAUCAGUGUCCCUGACAGUACCACCAUUGUAGUAUAAAAGUAAAAUAAGGGGAAUUUGAGGAUUUGCCACGCCUUUAAUUACACUUUGAGGAUUUGCCCCUGUUUACCCUGUAACUGAGGAUUUACCACGCAUUUGCUGUAAUCUUGAGGAUUUGCCCUCCGUACACGGUUUGGAUCAUUUGGCAGAUUAUAGUAUAAAUUAUGUGACCAAAA